AUGGAAAACAAUAUUUUUUCGUCUGACGAAAAGUUAAUCCCAGAAGAAGCCUACUAUUAUUGGCCAGAAGGAAACUAUCUCUACACAGGUGAAGGAAAAAGCAUAGUGCGCUAUAUUUUCUAUAAAACCAAAUAUACAACAUUUGAAAAUGAAAUUCUGGACAGAUUCAAGCAAGAAAUUAGAUCCUCUUUUUCUGAUAUCCCUAAUUUUUUUGGAGAUGAAGAACUCUUAAGAAUCCUUCUUGGCUGUAAAUUUAACAUCAAAAAAGCAGUUCGGUCUUUAAAAGAUUCAAUUGAAUGGCGAGCAUUAAAUUUAACAGACAGUUUUCGGUCACUUUAUUCAAAAUGUUCUCAUCUUCUGAACUCAGGAGCUAUAUAUAUUCACGGCAGGGAUCAUAGAUAUCGUCCUAUAAUAAUUAUUAAUGCAAGCAAAUUUGAUAUGAAGAAAUAUUCAAUUGAUGACUUCUGCGCCUUACUUUGCUUCAACCUGGAAUUCGCAGUUCAAAAGCUGACAAUUCCUGGACAAAUAGAAAACUGGAUAAUUAUUACAGAUUUGUGCAGUCAGCCUCUUAAAAAUCUGCCUUUUAGCGAGUUAAGAAGAAUAAUAAAGGUUCUGCAAGACAAUUUCAGAUGUAGAAUGAUAGUUAAUUAUGUUGUUAACUCUCCGUCUACUCUUACUUUUGCUUGGAAAAUUGUUAAAAAUUUUAUAGAAGACCAUACAGUCAGAAAGAUAAAAAUUUGUAAAAAUUCAGAUCCUCCCGAAAUGAAGAAGCAUGUAGCUCCUAAUCAAUUGGAAGAAAAAUAUGGUGGGAAGGCUCCAAAUACGGCUGCUUUUUGGCCUCCCAUAUUGCCAGAUGGGCCCUUUACAAUUCCUGAAGAGUCUCAAAGUGCUCAUUUAAGUAAUAAAACGACAUAUAAUGAGUAUCAUGAUAUAAAAGAAAAUAGCAUAUAUGAUGCUCCUGAUGAUGUCCCUGACGAUGAGCCUAUCUUCCAACUAAUUCCUUCACUUUCUUUGCCAAUAUUUCGAAAAGAAAUGGUAGCAGAUGAAGAUUAUAGUGAGCCUGAAAAAAAUAAUAGCCUAAUCUCUAUAAAUUUAAGUUUCCCAGAAGAAAAAAGUGAAGAAAAAAUUGAAAUUCGAUCACUACGCUCAGAUGGAGGACAAACCAAAGAAAACACAGAAUUACAGUCAUUUUCUUCUCCAAAGCCAAAGAGUAAGAAAACUUGUGGGUGUGGGGCUAAAAUUUGUCAAAUAUUUUAG
Messenger RNA from Blepharisma stoltei, 1257 nucleotides. The record is from the annotation of a GenBank genome assembly. NCBI's taxonomy places the organism in Eukaryota, Ciliophora, Heterotrichea, Heterotrichida, Blepharismidae.